GUGCAAACAAUGCAGCCAGGGCUCCCCAGCAGCGGUCAGGGCUGGCUGUUAUUCCAUACGAGCUCCUUGCAGCACAAACCAACUACGUGCCCCUCACAAGUGGCAUCUGCCAGCAUUAUUUGCUUUCUUUUAUAGCUUUAAGAGUAAUGCACAGCGCUGGCCGUGCGGCAGGGAGGUUCAUUCACUGCCGGGUGGCUGGGAGCGAGCUGGGCAGCAGCUUGAUGCUGUUUUUCAUCUGCACUGGCUCAGUUGGAAGGAGCUGCUUUUUUCUACAGAUGGUUCAGUUGAUGGUGGCUUUUUUCUUUUUGUAAGCGGUUAAAUUAUCAGCUGAGAUACCCAGAGAAUUUAGCAGCAGGUUUUGCACUUCUUGCUUGCUAAUUGAGGUCCUGUGAACUCCCCAUUCGUUUUGAAAUGGUAAAGAACCACGUGACGUGCCGUUAAUUAAGCUCUUCAGCGGUACGCGAAUGAACCGCCCCCAGAUUUGCAGCAGAGCCCUGACCUGCAGAUCCAACGCGGCAGGUUUGGGUUGGUGGCUGAAUGCCUUCGUGUUAGGAACGGAUGCUUUGCAACUCAAAGCAGUUGGCAUUGCUUUGUGAUCCGUGUUGGAUGCCCAUCGCGGUGCUCCCAGCGCCCGUCCUGCCCGCGUGCUUUUAGAUGCUGAAGUCUGGCCGAAGGGCUUCAUCAAGAGCGAUUUUUCCUUGUCUGCUUGCUGUUGUGCUAAAUAAUCAAGGAGAUAACAGUACUGAAGAAUUUAGCUUAAGGAGUCUAAUUCGAUGCUUUGGGACCUUUUGCACCUGGGAUUAUGCAUGGGAAAAGAAGGAAAACCCCACGGUGCUGCCCCUCUGCAACACUCCCAGCAGCCUUCAUCCUGCUUUCCUGACCCAGAGCUUGAGGUGCAGCGUGGUUCCAUGUGAGCUGGCUUUUAAAUGGGGGAUGUCAUCACAUCCCUGCCACGUGCUUUCCCUGGCUGGCUGUUGCUGCCCCAUAAUGUGAUGCUGGGGCACCAGCAAAGCCCCCCAGCACGAAGUGGGACACAGCAGGGGCUGCUUCCUGCACUGUUUGUUUUGGUUGCUGAGUGAUGACAAGCGAGCAAACAAGAUCUGCGUUUCACAUCUGCUCCCGAGACUCUUCUUACUCUUUGUACUGCAACAUCCUCCGUGGCUGCAUGUUCUGACCUCCAGAAACGUUUCAGAAUUGUUUCAGACACAACGAAGUAGAACCAACUCAUGCUCUCCAACUCAUCACCAGCACUGUGUGUCCUUGGGCUCCUGGUCCUGAUGUCCAGGACAUACAGCUCCUGUAAUUUGCAUCUGGAUAUCAGGAAAUGAUGCAUUCCGACAAUAUUUCACCUAACGCCGGGGACAGACCAGCAGAAAUAACUCAUACCAACAGAUUUACAGGUGAUGGUUUCUGCGGCAUGGAGGCAGUGGGGCAGCUGAGCUCCUGUCUGCAAGUGCUUAAAGUUGCUGUUACCGAUUAAUCAUGACAGCUUACAGGAUUUAUGGAAUCUGCAUGGUAAUCGGUGCGGAGCCAUGCCUGCAGGUCAGGAGGUUAAAAUCAUUGAUGAGGACUCUCCAGCGGCUGGUUGUGCAUCUCAUCUCCCCUCAUUGUCUGCUCCCAGCCCUGCUGAGGACAAGAAGAAUUAAGAACCAUGUGAGGGACGUUGCUGGGGCACAGGUCGGCCAUUCCCAGGAUGGAUCAGAGGAGGACCUGCCCUUGGGCACUGCGCUCCGAUGGCGAUGGCAGGUCAGCAUCUCUGCUCUGCCUCCUCCUGGCGUCGCUCUCCUGGAGUGCAUCCAGCAGCACCUCAUUCAGCACUUUCCAUUCUGAGCACCGGGACUGGACUUUCAACCACCUGACCGUCCACCAGAGCACCGGGGCCGUUUACGUCGGAGCCAUCAAUAGGGUUUACAAGCUUUCGGGUAACUUGACCAUUUUAGUGGCUCACAAAACCGGUCCCGAGGAGGACAACAAAUCCUGCUACCCUCCCCUCAUCGUGCAGCCCUGCAGUGAGGUGCUGACCCUCACCAACAACGUCAACAAGCUGCUGAUCAUUGACUACUCCGAGAACCGGCUGCUGGCUUGUGGCAGCCUGUACCAAGGAGUGUGCAAGCUGCUGCGCCUGGACGACCUGUUCAUCCUGGUGGAGCCCUCACACAAGAAGGAGCAUUACCUGUCCAGUGUCAACAAGACAGGCACCAUGUAUGGCGUCAUCGUGCGCUCCGAGGGCGAGGAUGGGAAGCUCUUCAUUGGGACAGCGGUGGAUGGGAAGCAGGAUUAUUUCCCCACGCUCUCCAGCCGGAAGCUUCCCCGCGAUCCAGAGUCGUCGGCGAUGUUGGAUUAUGAGCUCCACAGUGACUUUGUCUCGUCCCUCAUCAAAAUCCCCUCGGACACCUUGGCCCUCAUCUCGCACUUUGAUAUCUUCUACAUCUACGGCUUUGCCAGUGGCAAUUUUGUCUAUUUUUUGACUGUCCAACCAGAGACCCCGGAGGGCGUCUCCAACUCUGCCAGUGACCUCUUCUACACAUCCCGCAUCGUCCGGCUCUGCAAAGAUGACCCCAAAUUCCACUCCUACGUCUCUCUGCCCUUCGGCUGCGUCAGGGGGGACACGGAGUACCGCCUGCUGCAGGCAGCCUACCUGUCGAAGCCAGGGGAUGUGCUGGCCAAAUCCCUCAAUAUCACAGCCCAGGAGGAUGUCCUCUUUGCCAUUUUCUCCAAGGGACAGAAGCAGUACCAUCAGCCGCCGGAUGACUCCGCGCUCUGUGUUUUCCCAAUUCGUGCUGUCAAUGCCCAGAUCAAGGACCGGCUGCAGUCUUGCUACCAGGGGGAGGGCAACCUGGAGCUCAACUGGCUGCUGGGGAAGGAUGUCCAGUGCACCAAAGCGCCUGUUCCAAUCGAUGACAAUUUCUGUGGGCUCGACAUCAACCAGCCCCUGGGUGGCUCAGUGCCAGUGGAUGGUGUGACACUCUUCACCUCCAGCCGGGACCGGAUGACUUCUGUUGCUUCAUACAUCUACAAUGGCUACAGCGUGGUGUUCGUGGGGACUAAAAAUGGCAAAGUGAAGAAGAUCCGAGCAGAUGGCCCUCCCCAUGGUGGAAUUCAGUAUGAGAUGGUGACAGUUUUCAAGGACGGGAGCCCGGUGCUCCGGGACAUGGCUUUCUCCAUUGACCACAAGUUCCUGUACGUGAUGUCGGAGCGGCAGGUGUCCCGUGUGCCCGUGGAGUCCUGUGAGCAGUACACGACCUGUGCAGAGUGCCUGAGCUCGGGGGACCCGCACUGCGGCUGGUGCACGCUGCACCACACGUGCUCCCCACGGGACAGCUGUGAGAGGGCUGACGAGCCACACCGCUUUGCAGACAGCAUCGGGCAGUGCAUGAGCAUCAUGGUGCAGCCCAGCAGCAUCUCCGUGUCGCAGCACAGCCUGCCGCUCAGCCUGCUGGUGAGCGAUGCCCCGGACCUGGCAGCUGGUGUCACCUGCCUCUUUGGGAACCUGACAGAAGUAGAGGGUCAGGUGGUGGGCAGCCGAGUUGUGUGCGUCUCACCGGCUGCGAGGGAUGUCCCAGCCAUACCCGUGGAUCAAGACUGGUUCGGUGUGGUGCUGCAGCUGAAAUCACAGGAGACGGGAAGAACAUUCGUCAGCACCGAGUUCAAGUUCUACAACUGCAGUGCCCACCAGCUGUGCCUCUCCUGUGUGAACAGUGCAUUCCGCUGCCACUGGUGCAAGUACCGCAACCUGUGCACCCACGAUCCCACCACCUGCUCCUUCCAGGAGGGACGGAUCAACAUCUCAGAGGACUGCCCCCAGCUCUUCCCCACCGAGGAGAUCCUGAUCCCGGUUGGAGAAGUGAAACCCAUCACUUUGAAAGCCCGGAAUCUUCCACAACCUCAAUCUGGCCAACGUGGCUACGAAUGUGUGCUGAACAUCCAGGGCGUCAUCCACCGCGUGCCCGCGCUGCGCUUCAACAGCUCCAGCGUGCAGUGCCAGAACAGCUCGUAUCUCUACGAUGGGAUGGACAUCAGCAACUUAGCAGUGGACUUUGCUGUGGUGUGGAAUGGGAACUUUGUCAUUGACAACCCGGAGGAUGUGAAAGUGCACCUUUACAAGUGCGCAGCACAGCGUGAGAGCUGCGGGCUCUGCCUGAAGGCCGACCCCAAAUUUGAGUGUGGGUGGUGCAGCGGGGAGGGCAGGUGCACCCUGAGGCCCCAUUGCAGCCCCCAGCCCUGGCUCGACUGGUCCAGCAGGAACGUCAAAUGCUCCAACCCACGCAUCUCUGAGAUCCUGACGGUGUCGGGACCCCCAGAAGGAGGCACCAGAGUGACCAUCCGUGGCGUCAACCUGGGCCUGGACUUCUCAGAGAUUGCCCGUGGUGUGCAGGUGGCAGGAGUGCCGUGUGCUCCUCUGCCGGAGCAGUACAUCAUCGCCGAGCAGAUCGUCUGUGAGAUGGGGCAGGCACUCCCUGGGAUCAGCUCUGGCCCAGUGCUUCUGUGCAUCGGAGAGUGCAAGCCUGAGUUCACGGCCAAGUCGGUGCAGCACUACACAUUUGUGACACCAACUGUGAGCUUCCUGAGCCCCAGCCGUGGCCCUGAGUCAGGUGGGACGCUGGUGACCAUCACAGGGCAGCACCUGGGUGCUGGCAGCCACGUCUCCGUGCUCCUGGGCAACCAGAGCUGCGCCUUUCAGGGGCGAUCCAUGAGUGAGAUUGUGUGCCUGUCAGCACCCUCAGCACACGGCCUGGGGCCCGUCCACGUCUCCGUGAGCGUUGACCGUGCUCAGCUCGAGCAGACUCUGCUGUUUGAAUACAUCGAUGACCCCAAAGUGCAGAACAUUGAGCCUGAGUGGAGCAUCGCCAGUGGGCACACGCCUCUGACCAUCACUGGCUCCAACCUGGACAUCAUCCAAGAGCCGCGCAUCCGCGUCAAGCACAACGGCAGGGAGUCCAUCAAUGUGUGUGUGGUGCUGAAUGCCACAGCACUGAGCUGCCUUGCACCCGCCCUGGCCCCCGAGCCCCGGCCCACCAUGGAUGCCGUCGAGCGACCCGAUGAGUUCGGCUUCAUCUUCAACAACGUGCAGUCCCUGCGGGUCUACAAUGACACCAAGUUCAUCUACUACCCCAACCCCACCUUUGAGCCCCUGAGCUCCAGUGGGAUGCUGGAGCAGAAGCCGGGGUCACCCAUCAUCCUGAAGGGCAAAAACCUGUGCCCGCCUGCUUCUGGAGGAGCCAAACUCAACUACACAGUGCUGGUUGGAGAGACGCCCUGCACCGUCACCGUGUCUGAAACACAGCUGCUGUGUGAGCCACCGACCCUCAGCGGGCAGCACAAAGUGACGGUGCGUGUCGGCGGCAUCAUCUUCUCCCCCGGCUCGGUGAGCAUCACCUCUGACAGCCUGCUGACCCUGCCAGCCAUCGUCAGCAUCGCGGCCGGCGGCAGCCUGCUCCUCAUCAUCGUCAUCAUCGUGCUCAUCGCCUACAAGCGCAAGUCCCGGGAGAACGACCUGACCCUCAAGAGGCUGCAGAUGCAGAUGGACAACCUGGAGUCCCGAGUGGCACUGGAGUGCAAAGAGGCUUUUGCAGAGCUGCAGACAGACAUCAAUGAGUUAACCAGUGACCUGGACCGUUCUGGCAUCCCAUACCUCGACUACCGGACGUAUGCCAUGAGGGUCCUCUUCCCUGGCAUUGAGGAUCACCCCGUUCUGCGGGAGCUGGAGGUCCAAGGGAACGGGCAGCAGAGCGUGGAGAAAGCCCUGAAGCUCUUCGCUCAGCUGAUCAACAACAAAGUCUUCCUGCUGACCUUCAUCCGCACGCUGGAGCUGCAGCGCAGCUUCUCCAUGCGCGACCGCGGCAACGUGGCCUCGCUCAUCAUGACGGGGCUGCAGGGCCGGCUGGAAUACGCCACCGAUGUGCUGAAGCAGCUGCUGUCCGACCUCAUCGAGAAGAACCUGGAGAACAAGAACCACCCCAAGCUGCUGCUGCGCAGGACAGAGUCAGUGGCUGAGAAGAUGCUGACGAAUUGGUUUGCUUUCCUCCUCCACAAAUUUCUCAAGGAAUGUGCCGGAGAGCCACUCUUCAUGCUGUACUGUGCCAUCAAGCAGCAGAUGGAGAAGGGCCCAAUUGAUGCCAUCACGGGGGAAGCCCGCUAUUCGCUCAGUGAGGACAAGCUGAUCCGGCAGCAGAUUGAGUACAAGACCCUGAUCUUGAACUGUGUGAAUCCAGACAACGAGAACAGUCCAGAGAUCCCUGUGAAGGUGCUGAACUGCGAUACCAUCACCCAGGUCAAAGAGAAAAUCCUUGAUGCGGUGUACAAGAACGUCCCCUAUUCCCAGCGACCGAGAGCUGUUGACAUGGAUUUGGAGUGGCGGCAGGGCCGCAUCGCACGCGUGGUGCUGCAGGAUGAAGACAUCACCACCAAGAUUGAAGGCGACUGGAAGCGACUGAACACCUUGCUGCACUACCAGGUGUCAGACCGCUCCGUUGUGGCUCUUGUCCCCAAGCAGACCUCCUCCUACAACAUCCCUGCCUCCGCCAGCAUCUCCCGCACGUCCAUCAGCAGAUACGAUUCCACCUUCCGUUACACUGGCAGCCCUGACAGCCUGCGCUCCCGAGCCCCCAUGAUCACCCCAGACCUGGAGAGUGGUGUCAAAGUCUGGCACCUGGUGAAAAACCACGACCAUGGUGACCAGAAGGAGGGGGACCGGGGCAGCAAGAUGGUGUCCGAGAUCUACCUGACAAGGCUGCUGGCUACAAAGGGCACGCUGCAGAAGUUUGUGGAUGACCUCUUUGAGACGUUGUUCAGCACGGUGCACCGCGGCAGCGCGCUCCCCUUGGCCAUCAAGUACAUGUUUGACUUCCUGGACGAGCAGGCAGAUAAGCACGGCAUCCACGACACAGAUGUACGGCACACCUGGAAGAGCAAUUGCCUCCCUCUCCGCUUCUGGGUGAACGUGAUCAAAAACCCGCAGUUCGUCUUUGACAUCCACAAAGGCAGCAUCACGGAUGCCUGCCUCUCGGUUGUGGCUCAGACCUUCAUGGACUCAUGCUCCACCUCCGAGCACCGCCUGGGCAAGGAUUCCCCAUCCAACAAGCUGCUGUACGCCAAGGACAUCCCCAGUUACAAGAGCUGGGUGGAGAGGUAUUAUGCAGACAUUGCCAAGCUGCCAGCCAUCAGCGACCAGGACAUGAAUGCAUACCUGGCUGAGCAGUCACGUCUGCAUUCAGCUGAGUUCAACAUGCUGAGCGCACUCAACGAGAUCUAUUCCUACGUCAGCAAAUACAGCGAGGAGCUCAUUGGGGCUUUGGAGCAGGACGAACAGGCACGGAGGCAGCGUCUGGCAUACAAAGUAGAGCAACUCAUUGGUGCCAUGUCCAUCGAGAGCUGAAGGAAGGCUGCAGUGCGCACGGACAGCGAGGGGCAAGAGCAUGGCACGGAUGCCUGGGGAUUCAGAGGGAGAACAAGCAGAAAGGCACUGCACACCCCAACAACCACCCUCAUCAAGGGGAGCAGGGAUGGCCCAGGGGCUGGCUGCGCUCAAAAUCACAUGGGAUCUGGUUUGAAAAGGCAGGAAGAUCAAGAGACAAAGCACCGCAAUCAGCGUUAACUCAAGGUGGAUGGCUUCUGGUAUUCAUGGAAAGGUAGAACCUGCAACGUCUGGAUGUGUCCAUGGCUGCUGCUUUGCAUGAAAAUCGUCUGAUGUAUAUUAGGAAAUAAAACUUUAUUUAAAGGUGUUUUUGGAGAAAAAAACAAAAAACAGAAUCAGAACAAAA
Molecule: messenger RNA, 7760 nt
Organism: Tympanuchus pallidicinctus (lesser prairie-chicken)
Lineage: Eukaryota; Metazoa; Chordata; Aves; Galliformes; Phasianidae
Gene: PLXNA2
Product: plexin A2
Exons: 40
Coding region: 1694-7375 (1893 amino acids)
Biological process (GO): semaphorin-plexin signaling pathway involved in axon guidance; regulation of cell shape; regulation of GTPase activity
Cellular component (GO): semaphorin receptor complex
Molecular function (GO): protein binding; semaphorin receptor activity
Source: RefSeq, a predicted model, not a curated record